This is a messenger RNA of Magallana angulata, 941 nucleotides long. Its product is annotated as putative nuclease HARBI1. The record is from RefSeq and is a predicted model, not a curated record. Bases 1 to 807 code for a protein of 268 amino acids. The transcript has 2 exons. Lineage: Eukaryota; Metazoa; Mollusca; Bivalvia; Ostreida; Ostreidae.
AUGCUGGCUCUACGUUUUUAUGCCUCUGGAAGCUUUUUGGAAGUUAUCGGAGAUACCAUGGGGUUUGAUAAAAGUACAGUCAGCAGGGCUAUCGACGAUGUUACUAAUGCACUCAUUGCAAAGAAAGAUAGAUUUAUAAAAUGGCCUAAUCAUGAGGAAAUUUUGAAAUCCAAGCAAAAUUUCUUUUCACGGGGUGGAUUUCCAGGAGUAAUUGGCUGUAUAGAUGGAACCCAUGUCCGAAUACAAGCACCUUUUGAAGAUGAGGCCGUGUAUGUGAACAGGAAGGGGUUUCAUUCCAUCAAUGUACAGGCCAUUUGUGACCAUGAAGGGAAAUUCAUUAACAUUGAUGCUCAGUGGCCUGGCAGUACCCACGAUAGUCACGUAUUUCGGACAUCCGAGGUGUGUACCUUCUUGGAAGAAAACCACCGUGGUGUCGAAGAUGGCUACCUCAUUGGUGACAGUGGCUAUGCGUGUUCUAGGUUUUUAAUUACGCCUUAUCUACAUCCUGCAAACCUGUCAGAGGAAGCAUUUAAUACGGCUCAUUGUCGUACACGCAACGCUGUAGAGAGAGUCUUUGGUUGGUGGAAAAGAAGGUCCCACGUCUUGCAUAGCGAAAUCAAGAUGAAGCCUGCAAAAGUCUGUAAAAUAAUUGGUGCCUGUGCCAUUCUGCACAACAUCGCCAUAUCUCUUAAGGAAGAGAUGGAUGAUGAGGACGAAGAAGACGUCAACGCCGCUGUUCAUUUGGAUUAUCGGGGACCUGAGGACGGAAGAGCAAUCAGGAACUUUAUAACCAGGACCUACUUCUGAAAUGAAUGCAUAACAAAAAUAAAUUUUGAGAACCCUUCAUAUUAUUUAUGUAAUGAUUUAAAACUGCAACUGUUUUAUAAGUAGUACAUGCAUGCUUUUUUUUUAUUCGUCAGUUAUGGCUUGUAGUGCUAGCA